GAUACCGAGAAGGAGUAUAAAUAUUCUUCAUCUCACCCGUACAAUCUCAUCUCUUCCAAUUUACACAACAUUUAGAUCCGGUUACAUAUCACAGAAAUCUCAUCCCGGCAUUUGGGUCCAUCCAACACCAUACUUCAAUUACCGACCUAUUGGACGGCACACCAUUGAACAGAAGUCGAAAUUGGGCAAAUAUUUGACCAACAAGGUGCCCACGUCACGUCACUCAUCAAAAGCAACAUAUGCAGGCAGCAUACGAAUUCGGAAGCCAAGGAACAUUAAUUAUAGCGGCAACGUUGGUACUUUGUUUGACGCCUGGCAGAUACAUACAUGUAGUAGUCUAUGCACUCAGGGUGAAUUUUCCUUCCCCCUUCUUUGUUCAUAACUUCCUCUCUUUUAUUCGCUUCUAUCUUGCUUCAGUCAGGGUCCUUACAGGGACCCUAGGUAGUUCAUUCGAUUGGUCGGACGCCAAAAGAUCUACCGCGACCAGGGUUCGGUUUCCCAGGGUUUUAAUAAUUCUGUUAAUCAACGGUCACCAUCCGCAAUUUUUUAUAACACCACAGAAGAGACAUUCGACUUAUUGAGCAGUUGGGAGAAGAAAGAAAGCAGUCUUAUAUAUCUCAAGGCUUGUUCGCAAAUCGCUGAGAUUCUGUGUUAGCAUAAGAACUCUCAGGAGGGGCGUU
Molecule: messenger RNA, 680 nt
Organism: Fusarium redolens
Lineage: Eukaryota; Fungi; Ascomycota; Sordariomycetes; Hypocreales; Nectriaceae
Exons: 1
Coding region: 240-581 (113 amino acids)
Source: RefSeq, a predicted model, not a curated record